Molecule: messenger RNA, 2744 nt
Organism: Scleropages formosus (Asian bonytongue)
Lineage: Eukaryota; Metazoa; Chordata; Actinopteri; Osteoglossiformes; Osteoglossidae
Gene: hsf2
Product: heat shock transcription factor 2
Exons: 13
Coding region: 135-1718 (527 amino acids)
Biological process (GO): regulation of DNA-templated transcription
Molecular function (GO): DNA-binding transcription factor activity; sequence-specific DNA binding
Source: RefSeq, a predicted model, not a curated record
CGGAAGUUGUAUUCUACGUCGCUGUUUUCACUAGUUCUGUCGUUUCUUAGUCGGCCUGCAACGUUUUCUAUCAAAAAGCGCGGAAAAGAAAAAAAAAGAAGUAAAACGCGUCGUGUUUAAUAUCUGUGGAAAAAAUGAAGCAGAACUCCAACGUCCCGGCGUUUCUCACCAAGCUCUGGACUCUGGUGGAAGAUUCUGACACGAACGAAUUCAUCUGCUGGAGUCAGGAGGGGAGCAGUUUUCUUGUACUGGAUGAGCAACGUUUUGCCAAGGAGAUACUUCCUAAAUUCUUCAAGCACAAUAACAUGGCCAGUUUUGUGAGGCAGCUCAACAUGUAUGGGUUUCGCAAAGUCAUGCACAUCGAUACUGGCAUAGUGAAACAGGAGCGUGAUGGACCCGUAGAAUUCCAGCAUCCUUUCUUCAAGCAUGGACAGGAUGAAUUACUGGAGAACAUCAAGAGGAAGGUUUCCUCCACCAGACCUGAGGAGAACAAGAUUCGACAAGAGGAUCUGUCAAAGAUCCUAACCAGUGUUCAGAACAUCCAUGGAAAACAGGAGACCAUAGACUCAAGACUUGCAACUCUGAAAAGGGAAAAUGAAGCACUUUGGCGGGAGAUAGCAGAUCUGCGGCAAAAACACGUUCACCAGCAGCAAGUUAUAAAGAAGCUCAUACAGUUCAUUAUUACACUGGUUCAGAACAACAGCGUUCUGGGCUUGAAGCGCAAAAGACCAUUAUUGCUUAACAGCAAUGGAAAGAAGUCUAAAUUCAUCCAUCCGAUUUUUGAUGACGCUGUGGACCACAGUAAAGGUGUGGUCAAUGGCCUCAAUGGGUUAAAAAACAACUCUGACAUUUCUGACGAUGUCAUCAUCUGUGAUUUGACGGACGAGGAUGCUGAAGUCGCAGAGGACACUUCAAAAAAUUUUGAUCAAAGGGAUGUGGAAAUAGUGGAGGUUCAAAUAGAAGAUGACACAGCUGCUCUGGUGGAGGCCAGUGCAGAGAGAGAGAUUGCUGAUGGCCUUGAAACAGCAUGUGAGGACAUCGCAGAAACCCCCGCCGACAUCCCUCAGACCAGCAGCGCCCUGCAAGUGAACAAGCCAUCUGGGUUAAGCCUUGAGGACCCCGUCAAGAUGAUGGACUCCAUCCUCAGCGAGAAUGAAGCCAUCUCACAGAACAUCAGCCUCCUGGGCAAGGUUGAGCUGAUGGACUACCUGGACAGUAUCGACUGCAGCUUGGAGGAUUUUCAAGCCAUGCUGAGUGGAAAGCAGUUCAGCAUUGAUGCAGACAUUGCAGAGCUUUUCAGUCCAAAUAGCACGGGGAACUCAAAUGAUAUCAGCGGCUACACAGCUAAAGAGACAGGCAAGUCAAAAGAAAAUGCAGAGUCUUCAUCCAAACAAGGCAAACCGGAGGCUGACAACACAGACAAACAGCUCAUUCAGUAUACCUCCUGCCCCCUGCUGGCCUUCCUGGAUGGCUGCAGCUCACUUCCCUCAGAACCAGAGGCACCACCCUGUGACCUGGGCGAGAACUUGCUGGAGCGCACCACUGAUGACCCCAGUGAUCUUCUGGAGCAGAGCUUGGAUACCCAGGAACUCCCACGGAGCACGCUGAUCCGCCUGGAACCCCUGACAGAAGCAGAGGCUAGCGAGGCUUCCCUCUUCUACUUGUGUGAACUAAACCCCGACGGGCCUGGCCCAGAAGCCCCCCAGCUGGAGGUGUAAAGGACGGAUAUGUGGAUGUGGGCCAGGAGCAGGAAGGACCUUUGUAUAUAUUCAUCAAAAUGAUGAUCUAUUUAUUUGCCAGUAUCUUUUGGUACAGUUCUGUCCAGCGUUCACCAUGAAACAUUCCUUACAUAGCAACUGUGGCACUUUGGCCUUCUCCGUGAAUGACGAUAUUUCAAACCCAGAAAGUCCUGGUUGCUUGUUAGCAGUUCAUCCCUCCCCCAUUUCUUUAAUUUUUAAAAAAUUUUUUGAAUGGUUAAAGAGGAACAGUUUGGAAGUUUUGUUGUACGAGUACAGCAGAAUGAUCCUUCAAGAUUUAGUUGUCUUUGCAGUUAAGAUAUAUAGAAGUGCCUGUACCUGGUCUCCCGAUGUUUGGAAAACUUCGGUGUUUAGGACUCCUGUAGCUCGUAUUCUUUAUUCACAACUUGUGCUGAGACAUUUGUGAUUUACCUGUGAGCUUAUUGAGUUGGCAGUAUCAAUAAAAAUGCACAUUAUACAGUUUUCUUAAUUAUCCAGUGGCUUUAAGGCAAUCCCGAUAGUGGGGAAAAUAACUGGCAUUCAUUACUGUGCAAUCGCAGCAUAAUGUUUCCUCCCCAUGAAGACCUGCAAUGUUAGGUCUGUACAUACUGAUAGAGCUAGCUAUACAGUAUUGUAAAGCAGGGGCAGGAUUUUAAAUUGGGUCCUUCACGCUCUAACCAAUACAUCCCUUGCCAUCCUUCCAUUUACAGUUGCAUCUCUCGUACGACAUAGAAUCACUAAUUGAAGUGUUAGAUAAUGGAAUUCUUUAAUGGAAUUAAUGAAGGUAGGUUACAUUGCACUUCCAUGUCACAGCCAAAAAAAGCAGAACUACCACAUUAGCUCUACUAAAUUGAAUUACUGUACACAUAGCACAUCAGUCUAAAACACUGGAGGUACAACUGUGAAAAUGCUAAAUUAAGUUCCACAGUAUAAACAAAGGUGUCAAGACCUAUUAAAAACUCAGUGCAAAACAUCCAACAAUACAGAAAAAAAAAAAAAAAAAAAAAA